UUAUGAUAAAAUAUAAAAUUGUUUCUUGGUAUAAAUUAAUUAAUACUUAAUUAUAGGAUGCCAAUUUUACCCACUGGGCGAGUAUUUAAAGUUUGUGAGAGUGCCAGAAAAUUUGCCAGUUGGAGCGGAAGUUCUUUCUCUGGAGAUUCAUCCUCGCAGUCAUUUGACAAUUAUGCCGGUCGAUAAGCAGGAUGAAGACGCGCGUUACUUUGCGUACAGAGACAUUAAUUCAACUCAUAUAUCUGUUAUUUUGGCACAAUCACUGGAAGAGCUCGUUGACGCAGAAAUACCGAGGAAUCUUUUGAAAUUUCGUUUUGUCUGUGACUACUCGGACGGGGCUAAUUCUCUGACGUCUUCUCAUUUAUCUGUCACCGUCUACGUUGAAGAUAUAAACGAUCAUGCACCCCAAUUUAUUAAUACACCCUAUUAUGUAUCAGUUGAUGAAUUUACUCCUCCAGGAAUAACGAUAUUCAGAGGAAUAGAAGCGAUUGAUGGCGACAAACCAAACACGCCAAACAGCGAUAUCCAUUAUGCAAUAGUAAAAGGGAAUGAGGACGGCAAAUUUUCACUCGAGUCUGGUCAUCGAACUGCAUUAAUUCUUAGAAAAUCUUUGGACUAUGACGCCGGUGAUAAUAUUUUUUACUUAGUAAUUACAGCAACUGAUCGUGGUAUACCAUCUAAAAGUUCAAGCACGACAGUUACAGUAAAUGUCCGUGACAAUGACGACCUUGGUCCAAAGUUCACUAAAGAAAUUUACCGAGCUCGGAUACACGAAACUUAUCCACUUACACGUGGCUCUAUUCACAAGGAAAUUUCAAUGGACGAGCCAAUCCACGCGGAAGACCAAGACAGAGGAAUAAAUACACCCGUAAAGUACUCGAUAGUGUCGGGAAAUGAACGUGGAUUUUUUCAAAUUGAUUCAACAAACGGUUCGCUAUUUUUUAAACGUGGUAUCGAUCUAGAUACUGAACGUGCAACGUUGUCAAAUAAUACAUUUACCCUUCAAAUUCAUGCAUCUCAACUGGACAAUCCUUUAAAAUAUUCAUUUGCUAAAGUAACCAUUGAAAUAGUUGAUUUAAAUGAUAAUUUACCAGAAUUUGAGCAAGAGCACUAUAAUAUAAGUAUUGUUGAAAAUUUACCAAACGGAUUCAGUGUACUCCAAGUAAUUGCUCAUGAUCGGGACCAAGGUGAAAAUGGUGAAUUUAAUUAUGAGCUAGACGAUGAGUCGGGUGCAUUUGAUAUUGACGGUAAAUCCGGAUGGCUGACGGUUAAAGACGAAAGAGUAUUAGACCGUGAGAGGAUUUCGGCUAUUAAGAUGAAAGUUUUAGCCGUUGAAAAGAAACCCAGUGUUGUUACUUUAACAACUCAGAGUAAAAAUUCAAGUUAUGUAUUUGUACAAGUUAGCAUUUUAGAUGCUAACGACAAUAAUCCAAUGUUUAUACCUGGUAAUAUUUAUGAAUUUAUGACGCGAACAAACGCUAAAGUUGGAACAGUAUUGGGUAAAGUACACGCAGUUGACACCGAUCUAGGUAGAAAUGGAGUUGUAAGAUAUGCUAUUCAACAGACUGGAAAAAACAACUUCAAUAGCACUACCACUAACAAUUCUAGUAGUAAUAAGUUGGCACGUGUUCCUUUUGCCGUUGAACCACGUACUGGGGCUAUAUCUGUUGCGGAAAGUCCGAUUAUUGAGGGGAGACAUGCAAUCUUUGUUGAAGCCACGGAUCAACCAGCGAAUCCCAGCGAAAGGAGAUUCUCACUGGCCGUUGUCACGGUGGAUGUAUUUCCACCGGAUGAUUCUAGAGAUUUUAAACCGGAUUUCGUGGGGGCUCCUUAUGAAUUUUGGGUCGGAGCAAAUGUCGCUGUUGGUACCAGCGUUGGUCAGAUUCGAAUAAACGAUCCAGCUAUAAAAAAAUCCGGGGUUCUUUAUGAUCUUUUACACGGAUAUCACGAGGGAGUUCCAUUCGCAGUAGAAGAGCAGACAGGAACGAUAACGGUGAUUGAUGAGAUUGAACGAUAUCCCAGAAAGUCUUAUGAGUUUGAAGGAGUUGUUACUAAUGAUAAAGAUCUAACUCUAAUUACAAAUGUCUCGAUAAAUGUUGUUGAUCCAAAUGACAAUCGAGAAUUAUUUACCAAAGGAACAACACGAGCUCCAUUGGUCUAUCAUGUAAAAGAAAAUAUGGGAAACGCGUAUAUUGGACAAGUACUUUCGCGGAAUUCAACGUUAAAUGUUACGCGUAAUAUACGUUUUCUUAUAGCCAAUCAACGCGAUGUUCCUGAUAUAGCAAUAACCGAGGACGGUGACCUUUAUACAGUGAGGGGUCUUGACCGUGAAAUCAAACAGAAUUACAGCAUCACUGUUAUUGCUGAGACGACUCGAGGACUCGGGAUAUUCCAGGUUACAAUCGUUGUUGAUGAUGUAAAUGACAAUCCACCGAUAUUUGAUAUAGAAAAAUACGAAGGUCAUUUACCCGAAAAUAGUGUCCCCGGUACAGAAGUUUCUCUGAAUCGUCUGGUAUCUGUUCACGAUGCCGACGACGUAGUGAACCGUAAUUUUAGUUUAACUCUCGAAGGCGAUGCCAGUGAUCUCUUUUCAAUCGAUUCUGAUACGGGGAUAGUUUUUUUCGCCGGUCGUGGCUCUCAUUUGCUCGACAGAGAAAAUAAAUCCACUUACACAUUACGUAUUAUUGCCGCCGACAACAUUAACAAAAAUUCAACCGCCUCGUUAGUUAUAAAUCUCGAUGAUGUUAAUGAUAAUCCACCGACAUUUACUCAAAUGAUUGUUUCUCCCGACUACGGUAUUAUUGUAUCAAACAAUAAAAUAAAUGACAAUGAUGAUGAUAAUGAUAAUGAAAAUGAUAGUGUUGAAAAAUUGAGCAAGGACGGUGAACAGCGUCGGCGUUCACCUUUACUUAUAGUACCGGAGAAUAUAACAAUAGGAACUGUGAUAAUCCGUCUACUGGCCCAUGACAAGGACACCUACGACAACAAUGCCAAGAUAACUUACAGCAUUGCCAAUGAGACGAUAUAUCCACCUUAUCUACACCCAAUUUCCGAUACACCAACAUUACCAACAACACCUUCAAGUUACUUUAUUAUAAAUCCGAGGUCAGGAGAGUUAUCUGUCGCUCGUAGACUUCCUGUCGCACGUAAACUCUAUUUAAAUAUUAUUGCCUCUGAUCCUGACAAUUUGACCGAUCACGUAACUGUUAGAAUGAAAAUUGCCGAUGUCAAUGAUCAUCCACCGGUAUUUAAAAAAUCAUGGUACGCAUUUGAUGUCCUUGAGGGUGUUUACAAUAAAUAUAAAAUUGGUAAAAUAACAGCAGAGGAUCUCGAUCACGGAGAUAAUGCUAAAAUAAAUUACAAAAUACAACAACAGAAUAUUAAUAUUAAUAAUGCUAGUGAAUUAUUAUUUGAAAUUGGAUUGACAACCGGUGCAUUGACAGUAACUGGUAAUGUUGAUCGUGAGAAACGAGAUAAUUAUCAGAUAGUCGUGAUUGGUUAUGAUAAUGGAAUUGUACCGCUCAGUUCAAGUGUCGAUAUUGAAAUAAAUAUUUUAGAUGCUAAUGACAAUCCACCAAAGUUGUACGGUUUUGUUGAGAUUAAACAAUCGGUACCUGUUUAUUAUGCAUCUGUUGCUGAAGAUACACCAAUUGGUACUGUUAUUCAUCGUAUUUAUGCAAAUGAUUCGGAUUUUGUUGGUAAUGGAAAUGGUUUGAUUCUAUUUGAUCUACCAAAUUCACAGGAUCGACAAUUUUUUACAAUAAACAGUAAAGAUGGUAGCAUUUCAACGAUAAAAAAUUUAAAUUACGAGUCUGAAGAAUUACACAAUGUAACAGUGACAGCCCGUGAUUUAGGAUCACCAAGUCUUACGUCUACAGGAAUUUUGUACGUUAAAGUUUUGGACGUUGAUGAACCUCUUGAGGAAUUGGAAGCCGAGAGUAAACCGGCCUUCCAGCAUCGUUAUUACGAAGUUGAGGUCGAAGAAAACUCAUCAACGCCCUUAAAAUUGCUCAAGUUAAAUGUAUCUGAUAAUUAUUUGGGUAAAAUAACCAAAUAUGAAAUAGUGUCAAAUGAUAGUGAAAUAUUGAAUUUAUUUAACAUUGACCCAAAUAAUGGUACAUUAUUUUUAAUAAAAUCAGUUGAUCGAGAGUAUCGAGAUAUUUAUGAAUUUAAGGUCAGAGUUGAUCGUAAAACUCCUCGCGGAUUACCCUCCGCCGCAGCGACAAUGAUAUUAUAUCCAAUUCAAGAGGAUAAACUUAUUGAUUUGAGGACAAACGAAGCUAAAAUAGUUGUACGGGUUAAAGAUAUUAAUGACAAUGCGCCCAAGUUCAAGAGUAAAGGUCGUCCCCUAUUGGCUGCAGUCCCAGCAUCUGCCAACUAUGGCUAUGAAAUAAUACGAGUUGAAGCUAAAGAUCCAGAUGAGGGUAUAAACGCCGAAAUAAGGUAUGAAAUAUUGGGACGUCAAGAUGCUCCGCGGUUUGCUAUUGACCCACUAACUGGUCAAGUCCGCUCGGUCGCCAGUUUUACCAGAGAGGCUGGACGAGUUUUUGGUUUUGAUGUCAAGGCUACUGAUUGUCGAGGCAGUGAUAACGGACGCAGCACCAUUGCCAAUGUUUUUGUUUAUGUUGUUGAUGACAAUAACAAACAAGUGGUUAUAGUUAUGGGAAGAAAACCAACGGAAAUAGAAAAUCAGAUGGAAGACAUUACUGGAGCGCUGAAAAACCUCACGGGGUUAGAUGUCAGGGUGAGAAAAUUAGAGCCCCAUAUUGAGAAAAACUUGAUUGAUACUACUUGUACUGACGUUUAUCUGUAUGCGGUUGAUCCAGAUCUAAAUGUAAUGGUUGAUAUGGAAACUUUGCACAAUGUAUUUCGUCGAAAGAAAUCGGAAAUAAAGGGUGAAUUGGAGCGAUAUCGUGUACUUGAGAUCACAGGAAACACACUGAGAAAUAACGCGAGUAGUUCGAGAUAUUUGCUGUCUACCCUUGAGGUUGGGGUAGUUGUCCUUAGCUGUCUUAUAUUUCUCGGUGCACUGAUAUCAAUUCUCUGUGUCGUUUGUGUUCGUCGUAACAAACGCCAUGGUCAUGAGAGAAGACUAGAUCCAUCAUCAGUAGCAGCAGCAGCAGCAGCAGCAGCAGCAAUGUUUUCACCAGUUGGUUUUGCCCUGACUGAGCCAACCGCAGCUACCUUGAGGAAAUCGGCCUCGUUAUUUCCAAGUUUGGUUGAUGGCCUUCGUUAUGACCCAGAACCCUUUGCCAUCGACACCAGGAGACUCAGUGUCUGUGAACAUGAACCGGGAUGCCUUCAUCACAGUCGGUCGCGUAUUACUGGCUGUGUUGGAGAUUCAAACAACAUUAACAACAACAACAACAACAGCAAUAGAAUCACGACACGAGGAAUUUCUAAUGGAUGCAUUGAAGCUUCAGCAACCUCUGUACAUUCGAGCGGACAAGAUUCUGGAAUAGUUGCGCGUACUUGUCAUUGUGGACAUGGACACUCUUCAACCCCUUCAAGCGGUGAAAGCAGCAAUGGAUACGAGGAUUCUCUAAAGUCACUCAAUCGCAGCGGUGACAAUGAAUUUGUUGUUAAUGAUAAAAAACAACCAGUGACCAGUUGCUCGAGUAACAGGAGACGCACUCGAUUAAAUUCAUUUUCAAAUUGCGAGUCAUCGAUUUACGCCAGAGACACUAGUUUAACUCGGGAGAUGCGUUAUCGGACGGAAGUUGAAAAGAGACGAAUACAAGAUCGACCCUUACCGGAAAUUCACGGCGAGACACUUUACUUGGGACUAUUGGGGAUGGAAACUAAACUAAACCUCGAACCUCGAACCUCGAACCUCGAACCUCCAGUUACCUCGAGUUACCUCAAGUCACAGUGA
Cotesia congregata is the source of this 5875-nucleotide messenger RNA. NCBI's taxonomy places the organism in Eukaryota, Metazoa, Arthropoda, Insecta, Hymenoptera, Braconidae. The record is from the annotation of a GenBank genome assembly.